AUGUAUCCUGAAAAAUGUGCAUGGCUAAAUUAUGAUGAAACUUUAUUUUAUCCUCUUUUACAAGCAUAUCCUGAAAAACAAUCUGAAUUACUAUUAACAUUUCAUGUUAAACCUCUCAAACGUAUUGCUAUAUAUUUAUCGUGUAAAAAUCCUAUAAAAAGAUAUAUAUUUCCAUUUUUUUAUCCUAUUCCAAAUGAAAUUCAAGCGGUACCUUUAGAAAAAAGAAUAUAUUUAUCUCCUGUAUUUAUGCAUUGUUCUUUAGGUAGAAAUUCUAACUAUAGUAUAAUGUAUUCAGAAUACAAAACAUUAACUG
This is a messenger RNA of Funneliformis geosporum, 313 nucleotides long. The record is from the annotation of a GenBank genome assembly. Lineage: Eukaryota; Fungi; Glomeromycota; Glomeromycetes; Glomerales; Glomeraceae.